CACCUAAGAGUAAAGCACCAGGUUAAACACAAUAAGCAUAAGGGCUUAACCGAAUUCCUUAAAGGUCUAGGCCAGUUAUACCUAGGUAAUCCUAGUGCUACGCCGCUCCCCAAAGACGGCUGCUCAGAACAUCCUGACUUACAUAUCUACAAGGGGUAUGCCUGCCAGAAAUGCCCACUCUAUACCAUAAACUUCUUAUCCCUAAUACGCUAUAUUUCCACUUAG
This is a messenger RNA of Fusarium oxysporum Fo47, 225 nucleotides long. RefSeq lists its product as uncharacterized. Lineage: Eukaryota; Fungi; Ascomycota; Sordariomycetes; Hypocreales; Nectriaceae. The transcript has a single exon. The annotation marks the transcript as partial. The record is from RefSeq and is a predicted model, not a curated record.